This is a messenger RNA of Tricharina praecox, 2545 nucleotides long. Its product is annotated as catalase-like domain-containing protein. Gene Ontology annotation, biological process: hydrogen peroxide catabolic process; response to oxidative stress. Lineage: Eukaryota; Fungi; Ascomycota; Pezizomycetes; Pezizales; Pyronemataceae. Gene Ontology annotation, molecular function: catalase activity; heme binding. Bases 101 to 2350 code for a protein of 749 amino acids. Gene Ontology annotation, cellular component: cytosol. The transcript is spliced from 4 exons. The record is from RefSeq and is a predicted model, not a curated record.
AAACUACACACACAGACUCACCUUUCGAGCAUUAAGCCCUCUCUUCGCGGUUACAGACCUUCAAUAUAUCCCAUCACCACAGCAAAACAGCACAGCAAACAUGUCGAGUACACUCCAACGGCUCCAGGAGUCCUUGAACUCGGCCAAAGAGUCAGCCUCCCACAAGAUCAACGAUGUUACGACGACGAACAACAAGAUUCUCGACAUGUGGCCCAACACAUUUGAUGCCAUGAAGUCGAGCAACAGAAUGACCACCGACCACGGAGUCAAAGUCCAGGACACAGACCAUUGGCUGCAGGUUGUGUCGGACAAGCAGCAGGGCCCUUUUCUGCUGGAGGACCAGAUUUCGCGGGAGAAGAUCAUGAGAUUUGACCACGAGAGAAUACCCGAGCGUGUCGUACAUGCUCGCGGAACUGGCGCUCACGGCUACUUCAAGCUGCAUACACCCAUCCCGGAGUUGUCCUCGGCUGGAGUCCUCAAUGACACUUCCCGCACAACUCCCAUCUUUGUCCGUUUCUCGACUGUCCUCGGCUCCAGGGGAUCAGCCGACACAGUCCGAGAUGUACGAGGCUUCGCCAUGAAGUUCUAUACCGACGAGGGUAACUGGGAUAUCGUUGGAAACAACAUCCCCGUCUUCUUCAUCCAGGACGCCAUCAAGUUCCCCGAUGUCAUCCACGCUGCAAAGCCUGAACCCCACGUUGAAAUUCCCCAGGCCCAGACUGCUCACGACAACUUCUGGGACUUCCAGUACCUUCACCCCGAAACCUCCCACAUGUUUAUGUGGACUAUGAGUGACCGAGCGAUCCCUCGCUCUUACCGCAUGAUGCAAGGCUUCGGAGUUAAUACUUUCACUCUCAUCAACGCCCAGGGUGAGAGGCACUUUGUCAAGUUUACCUACACCCCAGAACUCGGUGUUCAUUCCCUCGUUUGGGACGAGGCUUUGAAGCUGGCUGGUCAAGACCCCGAUUUCCAUCGCAGGGACUUGAUCGAAGCCAUCACAAACCGAUGCUACCCCAAGUGGAGGUUCGGAAUCCAGGUCAUCAAGGAGGAGGAUCAGCACAACUUCGACUUUGAUAUCCUUGAUGCCACAAAGAUCUGGCCCGAGGACCUCAUUCCCGUCCGCAACAUCGGUGAAUUCGUCCUCAACCGCAACGUCGAUGAGUUUUUCCCCGAGACCGAGCAGGUCGCCUUCUGCACCUCCCAUGUCGUUCCGGGAAUCGGCUUCUCCGACGACCCUCUUCUCCAGGGCCGUAACUUCUCCUACUUCGAUACCCAGAUCUCCCGUCUCGGUGUCAACUUCGCCCAGCUCCCCAUCAAUAAGCCAGUUUGCCCGUUCAUGAACUUCAACCGAGACGGCGCCCAGAACCACCACAUCCACAAGGGCACCGUGAACUAUUGGCCCAACCGCUUCGAGGCCACUCCUCACGCGAAGCACACCGGUGAAACCGAUGCCUACCGAGAGUUCCGCCAAAACAUCGUGGGAAUGAAGGAGCGUAUGCACGCGCCCAAGUUCAAGGAGCACUUCAACCAAGCCCAGCUCUUCUACAACUCCAUGUCCCCCCACGAGAAGAUGCACAUGCAGGGCGCGCUCGCCUUCGAGCUCGCCCGCUGCGAGGACCCCAUCGUGUACAAGCGGAUGUCUGAGCGUCUCGCGGAAAUCGACCUUUCGCUCGCCCAAUCCGUCGCCAAAAUGGUAGGCGGCGACAUCCCAGAGACCUCGCAGCGCAAAAAUCACGGCAAGUCCGCGCCUCGCAUCUCGCAGACCGAGUUCCCCGGCGACACUCCCACCAUCGUCUCCCGCCGCAUCGCGAUCAUCAUCGCCGACGGCUUCGAGCUCGCCACUUUCACCGCCAUCCGCGCAGCCUUCAAGGCGCAGGGCGCUCUCACUUUCGCCAUCGCCCCGAGACGCCACCUCAUCAACCCAGCCUCUGGCCCCGCCGUCAUGGCCGAUAACCACCUUGAGAGCAUGCGCUCGACUAUGUUCGACGCGGUGUUCAUCUGUCCGGGUACACAGAGCACUCUUACUCUCAGUGAGAACGGCCGUGCGAUACAGUGGGUGCGCGAGGCCUUCGGUCACUUGAAGGCUAUCGGUGCUCUCGGCGACGCCGUGUCCUUCCUCCAGGAGGCUGCACUCCUCCCCGGUGUAACCCUGGCGCUCGAUAAGACCUCGAGCAAGGUGGUGACUAGCUACGGUGUGGUCACAGGAUGGAAUGCGGAUGUCGGCGUGCUCAAGAGUCUGUCCAUCGAGCCGAGUGAGACCGCGUUCUCGAGCGCGUUUGCGUAUGCCAUCAGUAAGCAUCGCUGCUACGAGCGGGAGAUGGAUGGGUUGGUCAAGAAGAUUGCGUUUUAAUUCUUUGGCGGAUGGGGUUGUUUUCUUUUCUCUUUAUGUAUAUUAGGAUUACUCACGAUUUAACUGGCUCAAUGAUUGCAUCUUUCUUCGCUCAUGUAUUGUAAAUAGCGACUUGUGUGUAAUACCUAUAACGGUCUGAUAUAGACGCAAACGAGAACGAGUCAUGAUAUGUCACCCAUCACUGUUAUCCCACCG